Messenger RNA from Pimephales promelas (fathead minnow), 929 nucleotides. It is a transcript of the gene tcima, whose product is annotated as transcriptional and immune response regulator a. Gene Ontology annotation, molecular function: Notch binding. Gene Ontology annotation, cellular component: nucleus; cytosol. The record is from RefSeq and is a predicted model, not a curated record. NCBI's taxonomy places the organism in Eukaryota, Metazoa, Chordata, Actinopteri, Cypriniformes, Leuciscidae. Gene Ontology annotation, biological process: negative regulation of Notch signaling pathway; endothelial cell activation involved in immune response.
ACUACGAACUCCUCACUCUUCUCAGUCACACUCACAGCCAUCCAAGCUGCACAGCUCGGUCGAGUUGGCGACUCCAGCGCUGCUAAACAACACAAAAGCCGCAAGAUGUCGACGGACAUGUACUCAGAAUCUCGCCGGGUCUGCCCUUCUAUCCACGGCAACAAGUUUGACACAGCAAGCCGCAAGCGGGCAGUGGCGAACAUCUUCGAGAACGUCAACCAGGACGCGCUCAUGAGACUCUUCCAGAAAACGGGAGACAUGAAAGCCGAGGAGAGAGUGAGAAGCAUCUUCUCCUUCGCGCAAGACCCCGAAGAGACGGCCAGAGCUCUGAUGGCCCUCAAGCAGAGGAAGAAGGACAAGUUCCUCCGGAUCGCGGGGAUGCUGCGACACUUUCUGAAGCUGCGUUGAGCGUCUUCACGCGGUGACUCGCGGCUGCAGGGUCGUUCAUUUCAGACCGCCGGUGUCAUUUACAACCUGGCGAUGACGGACACGUCCAGAGUGGACGAGAAAGGACCACGCGGACAUGAAGGAAAGUCUCGUCAAUGACGAGCCCACUGAGACCCGAUAUGAAGGACGGGACGUACAGUUUCUGGAGCUGUGGAGGAGCUCAGUCUGAAGGAGUCCCCUCGUGCAUCAUAGACGCGCGAAACUGUUUCUCGUGAACUAUCCAUUUUAAAAAUGGACUUUUUCACGUACUACUGCACCUUAUAGGUGUAUUUGUUGGAGCACAAGAACUGUGAUUAGAGACUGAAGUUAUUGCCCGAAAACUGCUGAGAAAUAUUAUGCCUUCCAUGCCACUUUGAUAUUGUGAUACGUGUUUUAACACUCAAUUGCCACUUAUUUAUUUGUCACAAUGUUAUAAUAACACCAGUUUAUGCAUUUUUCACAAUAUUAUUUUUCAUUAUUUGUAUAAUAAAUUAUUAACUAAA